This is a messenger RNA of Camellia sinensis, 1183 nucleotides long. RefSeq lists its product as uncharacterized. The record is from RefSeq and is a predicted model, not a curated record. NCBI's taxonomy places the organism in Eukaryota, Viridiplantae, Streptophyta, Magnoliopsida, Ericales, Theaceae. Gene Ontology annotation, biological process: defense response.
UAUCCCAUCUAAUGUUUUUCUUACCCACCGAUUUCACUUUACCACUCUCCCAACACACAUUCUGAUCUCCUCUCUCAUCCGCGCCGCCAAUGGCAACCUCUCGUCCGCCAUCGAAGCCGCUCGACCUCGACAUCACGAUCGUCUCCGCCAAGCACCUGAAGAACGUGAACUGGCGUCAAGGCGACCUCAAACCCUACGCCAUCUUCUGGGUCGACCCGGACCACCGUCUCGCCACCAAGUCCGACGACUCCUCCUCCACCCGUCCCGUCUGGAACGAGCACUUCCUCAUCCCGCUCUCUCUUCCUCUCCAAGACUCUCUCCUCACCCUCGAAAUCUUCCACUCCAAACCCUCCGAGAUCCCCAAACCCCUUGUCGGAACCCUCCGACUCGCUCUCAAGGACCUGGUUGACCAGGACGAUUCCACCCGCCUCCGCACCUUCGAGCUCCGGCGCCCCUCCGGCCGCCCCCAGGGCAAGAUCCGCAUCAAGCUCGCCGUCCGCGAACGCCCUCUCCCAGAUUACCAUAUUACCCCUCCGCCCAGCUAUUAUUACUCAACUGCCCCUCCCUCUCAACCUCGCGACUUCAGGGGAUACACUUCUCUGCCUCCACCUUCAAUAUCUGGAUUCAGCCCUUAUCCCGAUCCCUAUUCGGGGUACUACUCGGGGUAUUAUUCUCCACCGCCUCCGCCGCGGCCCUUUUUCGAUCGCCAAUCGAGUUACGGAGGGCCCAGCGCACCGGUGGAUUAUGCGCCGCCGUAUGAUCAGAAGCAGAAGAGUGGGAAGAUUGGUGGGCUUGGAACUGGAUUGGCCGUUGGAGCGGUUGCUGGGGCGAUGGGUGGAUUGGCAUUGGAUGAAGGGUUGAAGCAUGAGGAGGAGAAGAUUGCCGAAAGUGACUUGGAUUCGCCUGAUGAUUACAGCGAUUAUCGUGUCAAUUAUGGAUAUAAUUGAAGUGUAGUGAGUGCUUGAGGCCUUACCCGUGAGGUAAAUAAGUUGUUUUGGCUAAUGUUUUUAAGUUUACUUUGAGAGUUUUAGGUGGAUAUGUAUAUAAUAAUCUAUGCUGAAUUGGGUUUUCUUUUUUAUGUUUUUGUAUGGUUGUUUAAUAACCCUGGCAGAGACAGUUUUUAUUGAGAAAUGCUUUUGAUAUAUAUGAAUCCUCGAUUUAAGGAAAAAAUGUUGGUUCCUUC